AUGAGCGUUAUCCGGUCAGGGCUCCGAACUCAACGGCUGAAGAAGGAAGACAACUUCAUGGCAUAUGACCCUGAACUUUUCCAGGGACAUGAAUUGGACUGGCUAGCCCUGAGACUUGAUCAACGUCAUCCAUGCAGCAAGGAGCCUUCGGUUAACGCGGCUGACUUUCGGUCGCGUCGGCUUUGGCUAGUGUAUAGUCAUCCACUCCGAAGAGAUAUUCGGAAUACCGCCGCCUCGAUCUCAUGUACAGCACAUCAGCAACAAGCUUCAGAUGUCAUAGAGCGACUCAUCCCCAUCGACAGCAAGUCAGGCAACAUUAUUGGGUUUCGAAUUAAAAAUCAAGACGCCUACAAUGAUAACGCGGAACUGGUUCAGGCGAGAGUCGAAAAAGAGUUUCAAGAACAGCUCGCAAAGAUAUACAACUCUGAAUGCGAUACUACAGGUAUGCCGGCCGAAAGCUGGGAACAACCUAGUCGUAUUGCAAAAGCAUAUUUCUACAGAAGUCGACUGGCUCGUAUGACUGGCGUUGGUCAACCACAGUCGGAUCAAAGCAGUCACUGGGGCACGAGAUUUGUUCCAGUCCGAGAAAUGGCAAAUAAACUCGCUGAUGCUAUCGAAGAAACCAUGAAUACCUUGUUUCAGCCUCAGUUUGAUCCCCCACCUGUGCUACAAGAGUCGUGGGAUCAAUCCUUUGCUAUCCUCUGGGCUGUUCCAUGCUGUCUGGAAGAUGACUUCGGGGUCGCGCCUGAAACUGGCCAUAUCUAUUUGACUAUAAGAAGGAGGCCCGACCAACUACCCUCGAGUGUCUGGACCACGGAUAGAUCUGAAAUAGAGUCUGUGCUGGGUCUCUGGCUUUGGUCCUUAGAGAACACUCUAGAACGUCAGAAUGCCAGAGAAGCUGGUGCCAAGAAAGGUGAUGAGACUAUGAAUCGGAUCGUCCAUGCUAACGACACGUGGGCGACCUCUUCUGGAGACCUAGUGAAUCUGGAUAUAUGGCGCGAGCGUAGUAAUUGUCAAUUUCGCGCAUGGCGACUUCAAAAGCAAGAUCUCCAUUCUCCGCCCCAGGUGUCGAUAAGCAUGAAUACUACAAUAGACCUUCCAUGGGAACAUAUGAGGAACUCUUUUGACAUCCGUAGCCCGCGAGGUCAAAAUGAAACAUGGUGGAAGAAUGGAGACGACUAUGUCUUCCAUACAACCGGACCGCCUGCUGACUGGGUCGAUAAAAAACGCUUCUUCGGUUGGACAAACAUGGUUAGCGAAUCAACGGAUAAUCCCGUACAUGUAUUGGAGAUUGAAUCAAAGCUCUCUCUCGAGGCCAACUGCGCGCAGGAGCUUUAUUCUAUCUUCCUUUCUUCGAUCAUGAAGAUUACACAUGAUAUCGGAGGUCACACCAAGGCUGAGAAAUACCAAGGAGGUCUGAAAGCCAGUAACGAGUGCAUCGACUCUAUUCAAGCAGCCAUCAUUCAGACAGGUCUAUGCGAUAAAAACGACGCCUUUGCAUGCACUAUCCCUAUUCUCGGACGCCUAGGUCAUUUAAAGAUAUCCGAUGAAGUAUUGACGGCUGCAUUGGAAAUAGCAGAAAACUAUUUGCGCCUGGGAAAGUGGGAUGACGCUGGGCGAUAUUUCAGCUGGAUACUUGAUCAGUCGGUCUUUCGGUUCACCUCGAAAAACGAAGCCAAGAUGACUUUGAAGAGCACAGAAGCAACCAACAACUUUAGAUUAUCUCUUUUGAGAGUCUGUGAGACUUCCCGCCGAGCCCUUCUCCAGGACAAUCACAGUGCCAGAAUGUUUGGGUACAGGCAGAUUCUUGAAUUACUGCACCGGUUUGCUUCAACCGAGAAUAUCAUUUCCCUUCGUCUCGUCUGGUCUGACAUUGGGACAUUGCCAAAUUCCGAAGUAACUGGCCACCAAUUGACUAUGUCCGAUGUCAUUCAGUGCUACGGCAAUGUUGCGCUACGAUGCUUGGAAACAAAGAGGUCGCCAAGUCGUGACGAGAUCAGAUUACGAGGGAAUCUAGAGAGCAUUAUCCAGCUUGGGCAUUGCGCUGACAGUAUCGUAACGGCAAUCAACAACUCCGACUUGAGUUCUACUCUGUAUCUGUUGGAAAGGGUGCAUUUCCCGGAACCCCACCGUAGCAGAGGAUUCAUCAUGGCCUGCAAAAAAGGAUGGUAUAUGGUUGUUGAAAUCUUGAUCAAGAUUGGUGCCAAUAUUCAUUUCGAAGAUCAAGGACGAACGGCGUUAUCGUAUAGCUCAGAGUACGGCGAUAUCAACAUAGUUCGGUUACUCAUCAGAUCAGGGGCCGAGCUGCGUAGCAAGAGCAACACAAGCUACGAGCCCGAGCGUUUUCCAUGCCACUAUGCUGCCGAAAACGGUCAUGCAACAAUUAUCGAUGCGAUGGUGCAGGAGUGGAAGAGUAGUUCAGAGAUGGACAGGGAGGACGACAGGAACAUGACACCAUUGAGUUUGGCAAUCACGUAUGGGAACCCUUCUACAGUUAGAGCACUCCUUAGCCGUGGGAGCUGGGUUGACGCAAACCAUUAUCAUACGAAGAAGCCCGCACUACAUUUGGCGAUCGCGAUUGGACGCGAAGAUAUGGUCGAAGUGCUCUUGCAAUGUUCCACCGUUGAUCCAAAUCACAGUCACGGGGCUACUAUCGACUGUCCACCUCUAGUUUUGGCGUUGAAAAAGAAUCAAGAGUCUAUGUUCGAUAUGAUACUGGCUGCAAGUAACGUUAAUGCAGAUUGCGAAGACAACCAAGGUCGCACAGCACUCUGGUGGGCGGCGUCUCUGAAUCGUAAGUCGUACGUUUACAAGCUACUCGAUUCAGGCAAAGUGUGCCUUCCCGACAAAGCAGACCGUUCUGGACGUACGGCAUUGUCAGUUGCAACCGAGGCGGGAUCAACUGACAUAUGUUCAUUGUUGAGGGAAUUCGAGACUAUGCACUAG
Fusarium poae is the source of this 2946-nucleotide messenger RNA. RefSeq lists its product as uncharacterized. The record is from RefSeq and is a predicted model, not a curated record. Lineage: Eukaryota; Fungi; Ascomycota; Sordariomycetes; Hypocreales; Nectriaceae. Gene Ontology annotation, molecular function: protein binding. The coding region runs from base 1 to 2946 and encodes 981 amino acids. The transcript has a single exon.